Molecule: messenger RNA, 1329 nt
Organism: Rana temporaria (common frog)
Lineage: Eukaryota; Metazoa; Chordata; Amphibia; Anura; Ranidae
Gene: CHCHD3
Product: coiled-coil-helix-coiled-coil-helix domain containing 3
Exons: 9
Coding region: 105-866 (253 amino acids)
Biological process (GO): inner mitochondrial membrane organization
Cellular component (GO): mitochondrion; MICOS complex
Source: RefSeq, a predicted model, not a curated record
GUGCUCGUAGUUGCUGAGCUGUUGCCGGCUUCUGUGUGCGGCCCGUGUAGUGGGUGACCCGGCUGCUGUCCUCAGGAGAGAGGCUGAGAGACCGGCAUUGUGACAUGGGGGGCAGCGGGAGCACCAGGAGGGUCUCGUUCGAGGCUGACGAAAAUGAUAACAUCACUGUGGUGAAGGGGAUCCGGUUGUCUGACAAUGUUAUUAACCGUAUGAGAGAGCCAACAUCUGUUACUAGGCCGCAAACCCCACCGCCGUCUGCACCUCCACAGGCAAAAUUCCCAGCUGAACAACCAGUUACUGCUGGUUAUACAGUUAAUGAAGAAGAGCUCAGGAGAAAAAUUGCUGAAGAACUAGCUCUAGAACAAGCAAGAAGAGAGUCUGCGAAUCAAAAAAGAUUAGAUCAUGGAAUACUGAUGCAAGAGGAAAUUGGCAAAGUCUUGGAACGGGAAAGAAAUUCUUCAACUGAACAACUGACCAGAGCAGUCCUGCGUGAGAAAGCUGCUACUGAGGAUGAAAGACUUAAAGCUAAGACCUUUGAGUUAAAUGCACAAGCAAGGAAACUGGAGGAAAAGGAGCGUGAUCUUAAGAGGCAGGAUGAAUAUUACAAGGAGCAGCUGGCAAGACUGGAGGAGAGGAGUGCACAAUUUUAUAAAGUUACCACUGAUCAAUACCAGGAAGCUGCAAACACUGUGGAGGCUCGAUUCAAGAGAUAUGAAUCCCAUCCAGUAUGUGCUGACCUGCAAGCUCAAAUUCUCCAGUGCUAUCAGCAGAAUCCCCAGCAGACGCUGAGCUGCUCUGUAUUGGCUAGCCAGUACAUGCAGUGUGUCAACAAUGCCAAACAGAGCAUGCUUGGAAGAGGCGGUUAGGAUCCCUGUGUCCUACAUGUCCACUCACUGUGCAGUUACAGGGAGAAGAGCAUCUGAACUACUUUUAACGUGAGGCCACAAAGAUGAUCACAGAUGAAGACAGAAAUGACAUUAAAAACAAUAAUGAAUUCAAGAUGCCACUGGAUUCUUAUUGGAACACACUUCCAUCCUUACAACAAAGUCCUUAGAUUUCCAAACUGAUGUUCUGUGCAUGCAUUUAUUAUACACAGAUAUUCAUGUUUUCUGUAAACACCUUACCCCUAUUCUACAUACUAUAAAAAAAAAAAAUUGCAUUUAGAAAAUUAAAAUCUGUUAAUUUGCCUCUGUUGAUGAUGUCUCUUGUUUUGAAUUUUUGCAGACACUCUGUUAUAACCUAUUGUACUGGACAGUUUGAUAUCAGUACCUGAGUUCUGAACUCUAUUUUAUGCCUGAGUUCCUAAUAAAUAUAUAUUUUCUGAUUUGA